CCUAAAAUAAAAUUCCAAAUCUCAUACUUCAUACAUUAACAUAUCUUAGCCAUUCAUCCACUCACAUUUUGUCACACAACCACCCUCUUUUUCUUACCUUUUCUAUUUAUAGUCCUUCCUUUCGUCUCACUCUCCUCGUUCCACUCCAUUCCUUUCUCCCUCCAUUCUCAGAUUCACCAUCCAAAACCCAUCGAAGAUCAAACCUUUUAGAACCCUAAAAUGAAGGUAAUUGAUAAGAUCAAAGCAGCAGAAUCAGAGAACAAAACCCUUUUCUCAUUUGAAUUCUUUCCACCAAAAACUGAAGAUGGUGUUGAAAAUCUCUUUGAAAGAAUGGAGAGAAUGGUGGCUCAUUCCCCUUCAUUUUGUGAUAUUACUUGGGGUGCUGGUGGAUCUACUGCUGAUCUUACCUUAGAUAUUGCUAAUCGUAUGCAAAACAUUGUUUGUGUUGAAACUAUGAUGCAUCUUACUUGUACUAAUAUGCCUGUUGAAAAGCUUGAUCAUGCUCUUGAUACUAUUAAAUCUAAUGGCUUACAAAAUGUUCUUGCUCUUCGUGGGGAUCCUCCUCAUGGUCAGGAUUCCUUUGUUAAAGUUGAAGGAGGCUUUGGUUGUGCUCUUGAUCUUGUUAAUCAUAUCAGGAGUAAGUAUGGUGAUUACUUUGGGAUUACUGUUGCUGGAUAUCCUGAGGCACAUCCUGAUGUUAUUGAAGCUAAUGGGUUGGCAACUCCAGAAUCAUAUGGGAAAGAUCUUGCUUACUUGAAGCAGAAGGUUGAUGCAGGUGCUGAUCUUAUUGUCACUCAGCUGUUCUAUGACACCGAUGUCUUUCUCAAGUUUGUUAAUGACUGCCGCCAUAUCGGAAUUAACUGCCCUAUUGUUCCUGGAAUUAUGCCCAUUAAUAACUACAAAGGCUUCAUACGGAUGACUGGUUUCUGCAAAACAAAGAUUCCACAAGAGAUUAUGGGUGCGUUGGAGCCGAUUAAGGAUAAUGAUGAAGCAGUGAGAAACUAUGGUAUUCAUCUGGGAACUGAAAUGUGCAAGAAGAUUUUGGCUAGUGGAAUCAAACAGCUGCACCUCUAUACUUUGAAUAUGGAGAAGUCUGCACUCGGAAUAUUGCUGAAUCUUGGAUUAAUUGAAGAGUCCAAAAUUCAAAGACCACUACCUUGGAAACGCCCAGCAAAUGUUAAACGUGUUAAGGAAGAUGUCCGCCCCAUAUUUUGGGCUAACCGACCAAAAAGCUACAUUACAAGAACAAUGGGUUGGGAUCAAUACCCACAUGGGCGAUGGGGUGAUGCCCGCAAUGCUUCCUAUGGAGCACUAAGUGACCAUCAGUUUAUGAGACCACGUGCACGUGAUAAGAAACUGCAAGAAGAGUGGGCUGUUCCAUUGCAAAGUGUUGAAGAUAUUUACGAGAAAUUCAAGAAUUUUUGCCUUGGUAAGCUGAGAAGCAAUCCUUGGUCUGAAUUAGAUGGCCUUCAGCCUGAAACAAAGAUCAUAGAUCAACAACUGGUUAACAUUAAUGCAAAGGGAUUUCUCACCAUCAAUAGCCAACCUGCAGUGAAUGGAGAACGAUCAGACUCUCCUACUGUUGGAUGGGGUGGACCUGGUGGAUAUGUUUACCAGAAAGCCUAUGUUGAAUUAUUUUGUUCAAAGGAGAAGUUAGAUGCUCUUGUUGAGAAAUGCAAAAGUCUCAGUUACAUAACAUACAUGGCAGUGAAUAAGGGAGGAGAUUGGAUUUCAAAUGUGUCCGAGACCGACGUGAAUGCUGUGACAUGGGGUGUGUUCCCUGCCAAGGAGAUUAUACAACCUACUGUUGUGGAUCCUAGCAGCUUCAUGAUCUGGAAAGACGAGGCAUUUGAAAUCUGGUCUAGAUCCUGGGCUCAGUUAUACCCAGAAGGCGACUCAUCCAAGAAAUUGCUUGAGGAGGUGCAAGGCAGCUACUACUUGGUCAGCUUGGUCGAUAACGAUUACAUCAACGGAAAUCUGUUCUCUGUUUUCGCUGAUCUUUGAGAUGAGUAUUACUUGUAAUCCAAUUCUCCUUUUGCUUAUUUGUAUUGUACAAGUAUACCCCUUGGGCAUGAACUUUAGUCCAUUGUUCUGAGUGGUGUUCUCAUUAGUUAUAUUUGAUGUUUCUGAUAUCAUAAACUUGUGGGAUUUUGCUGUCUCCCAAGCCCCUCCCAAUGCAAAUUACAUGCAUGGUGAGUUGUUAUUUGAUUCUAUACUUCUAUAAUAUAAACUUACUUGGUUCUUA
Molecule: messenger RNA, 2245 nt
Organism: Amaranthus tricolor (Joseph's coat)
Lineage: Eukaryota; Viridiplantae; Streptophyta; Magnoliopsida; Caryophyllales; Amaranthaceae
Product: methylenetetrahydrofolate reductase (NADH) 2-like
Exons: 11
Coding region: 220-2004 (594 amino acids)
Biological process (GO): tetrahydrofolate interconversion
Cellular component (GO): cytosol
Molecular function (GO): methylenetetrahydrofolate reductase [NAD(P)H] activity; FAD binding
Source: RefSeq, a predicted model, not a curated record